Messenger RNA from Phalaenopsis equestris, 1891 nucleotides. Its product is annotated as polypyrimidine tract-binding protein homolog 1. The transcript is spliced from 10 exons. Gene Ontology annotation, biological process: regulation of RNA splicing. NCBI's taxonomy places the organism in Eukaryota, Viridiplantae, Streptophyta, Magnoliopsida, Asparagales, Orchidaceae. Bases 319 to 1713 code for a protein of 464 amino acids. Gene Ontology annotation, cellular component: nucleus. Gene Ontology annotation, molecular function: mRNA binding. The record is from RefSeq and is a predicted model, not a curated record.
UCGAAUUUUAUUGUUCACAUAAAUGGUCGGGGUCGAUCAGGAUUCGAAUGGACCGGAUGCACGGAUUAUAGAAUGACGGCGAAGUGCCAGAUUUCUUCCGUCCGAGCAGAGUAGGAAAAUCCCUUUGCCUUGGCUUCGUUUUUCUCUAAGAAAUUCUCAAACGAAAGCUAGGGUUCUUCUGCUUCUUCCUAACCUCCUAGCCCUAGCCUUAUUACCCGAUGUAACUGGCCAACGUUUUGAGGAAUUCCGGCUUCGAAAGAAACCUUGCUUUCAAUCGCUGCAGUUCAGCUAUCCCUAGAUCGGAGACGUAGAUAAAAGAUGUCGUCUUCUUCCGGACAGCCACAGUUCCGGUACACGCAGACCCCCUCCAAAGUUUUGCACCUCCGGAACCUUCCAUGGGAAUGUACGGAGGAGGAGCUCGUUGAACUCUGCAAGCCUUUCGGUAAGAUCGUCAACACCAAGUGCAACGUUGGUGCCAACCGCAACCAGGCUUUUGUUGAGUAUGCGGACCUUAACCAGGCCAUCUCAAUGGUUUCAUAUUAUGCUUCAUCUUCUGAACCUGCACAGGUUCGUGGUAAAACUGUGUAUAUUCAGUAUUCAAAUAGACAGGAGAUUGUAAACAAUAAGAGUACCGGUGAUGUUGCUGGGAAUGUCUUGCUUGUAACUAUUGAGGGCGUUGAAGCUGGUGAUGUCAGCAUAGAUGUGAUUCAUCUGGUCUUCUCUGCUUUUGGAUUUGUUCACAAGAUUGCUACCUUUGAGAAGGCAGCGGGUUUUCAGGCUUUAAUCCAGUUCACUGAUGCAGAGACAGCUUCAGCAGCCAGAAAUGCAUUAGAUGGGAGGAGUAUUCCAAGAUAUUUACUCCCUGAGCAUGUUGCCUCAUGCCACUUGCGAAUUUCAUAUUCCGCUCACACAGAUUUGAAUAUCAAAUUUCAAUCACAUCGCAGCAGAGAUUACACAAACCCAUAUCUUCCCGUGAAUCCUUCUGCAAUUGAGGGCACUUUACAGCCUACCGCUGGUGUUGAUGGAAAGAAAAAGGAACCUGAAAGUAAUGUUCUUCUUGCUUCCAUUGAGAAUAUGCAAUAUGCUGUCACAGUUGAUGUUCUUCAUACCGUGUUUUCGGCAUUUGGUAGAGUCCAAAAAAUUGCAAUAUUUGAGAAGAAUGGUGGCAUGCAGGCCUUAGUUCAGUACCCUGACGUGACAACUGCAGCAGUUGCUAAAGAAGCUUUAGAGGGGCAUUGCAUCUAUGACGGUGGCUAUUGUAAGCUUCAUCUGUCAUACUCUCGUCAUACUGAUCUCAAUGUAAAGGCACACAGUGAUAAAAGCAGGGAUUAUACAGUUACUGAUGCAGGCAUUCUUUCAAUGCCUCAAACUUCUUCUGCUGGUUGGCUGAGUGCUCCUCAACCUGCAUCAUCAGUAGUCUAUAGCACUCCAGCCAUUUCUGAUGGAGGUUUGAUCGGUCAGCCUGGGUGGGAUGCUAAUCGGCAAGGGAUUCAACCUGGUGGUUACAACCACCCCCAGAUUCCUGGAGCGUACAGUGCUCAAACAUUUGGGCCAUCAUCUGCACCCCCAUAUUCCGUCUCCGGAACCCAUCCUUCCACUUCAGCUGGUUUACUUCAAGCUUCUCAGCAAAUGCCCCCUUAUGGCUCACAAGCAGGUGCUCGUCAAGCAGCGGCUCCGCCAUCUGCGGGGCAGCCACCUAUGUAUUUUAGUUAGCUGAAGCGGCUUCAAUGUGAUUCUUUUUUUUUUUUUUUAAUUCUUUUCCCUUUGGGAGUAACAAGUGAGAUUGCCCGCCGCCGCUGGUGUUUUUAGUAGUUAUUUGUGGUGGUCUUGUGUGUUGACUAUACUCUGUUUUUUCAAUAGUUGUUGAGGCGUGAUGAUGCUCGACUUUUAA